This is a messenger RNA of Bombina bombina (fire-bellied toad), 2329 nucleotides long. RefSeq names its product frizzled class receptor 2 (gene FZD2). Gene Ontology annotation, cellular component: plasma membrane. NCBI's taxonomy places the organism in Eukaryota, Metazoa, Chordata, Amphibia, Anura, Bombinatoridae. Gene Ontology annotation, molecular function: Wnt-protein binding; Wnt receptor activity. The record is from RefSeq and is a predicted model, not a curated record. Gene Ontology annotation, biological process: canonical Wnt signaling pathway; non-canonical Wnt signaling pathway.
UAGUUGGUUACCUUGCGUUGAUUGGUCAAUGCUUUUUUUGGGAAGGGUUUCUGGGACCAGGGAAGGGGGUGAAGGGCGGUUUCAAGGCGGCCCCUUAGUUUUGGCCAAAGAGCAAACUCCGGUCCCGGGACAGAGGGCGCCUUGAAACGGAAUGCUCCGGAGUGCGGAGAUCAGCGGAGCACAAAGAGAAAGUGGUCAGAACCGAGUGAGCACACCCGGUACCAACAGAGUUAACAAGCCUUGGGUACGGUGGUCCAAGCCGAUCUAAACAGAGCAAACAAUAACGGAGGCCUCGAGUCAGUAAGCACAACGGAGCGAGUUACCGGUGAUAAUCUGGACGGUAUUUACCCCGGGAAAUUUGAUCCAAGCGCAAAAUAAGUGAACCGAUCCGAGGCAUCCUAAUUCAACAGGUCGGUAGAAAAGAGCGUAACUUUGGUCAACAAAUACGGACAGACCACAAGCAGUUGUCUGCAACUUCGUGACCUAACAGGGGGCCAGGAGGUAACCCAGGACAAUCUCAAUAUAGAGCGGAGUGACGUGGUAUAAGCAGAUAAGAGGUUAAAGGCCUCGACCAUAGAGACACAAGGACCGAAACUUUAGUGCAAUUCGCCAGGCUGGCUGCAGUCAUCUGGCUUUAAGAAACUGAAUUAAAGACACUUCUGCAAUCAUGAAGGAGGCCACCACAGCCAUUUCUUUCCAAAUGUUGGUCGUUUUCGCCCUGAAUCUCUUGGCUACUUCCCAACUGCAUGGAGAAAAGGGUAUUUCGGUGCCAGAGCAUGGCUUUUGCCAGCCCAUUUCCAUACCAUUAUGUACAGAUAUUGCCUACAAUCAGACCAUUAUGCCCAACCUGUUGGGUCAUACCAAUCAAGAGGAUGCUGGCUUGGAGGUCCACCAGUUUUACCCCUUGGUCAAAGUGCAGUGUUCCUCUGAGCUGCGCUUUUUUCUCUGCUCCAUGUAUGCACCAGUUUGCACUGUCCUAGAACAGGCAAUCCCUCCAUGUCGUUCAAUUUGUGAGCGUGCCCGGCAUGGCUGUGAAGCCCUAAUGAACAAGUUUGGUUUCCAAUGGCCUGAAAGAUUGAGAUGUGAGAACUUCCCACGCAAUGGUGCAGAGCAGAUUUGUGUUGGACAGAACCAUUCAGAAGAUAGAGUUCCAACUUUAUUGACAACUAGCCCACCCCAACAUGGUACUCCAGGGCAUCCAGCCUAUGCUACUCCAGAUCAUCCCUUUCACUGUCCUAGAGUUCUAAAGGUUCCUACCUACCUCAAUUACAGGUUCUUGGAGGAAAAGGACUGUGCAGCACCAUGUGAACCAGCAAAGAGUGAUGGUUAUAUGUUCUUCAGUCAAGAAGAGAUACGUUUUGCCAGAGUCUGGAUCCUUAUCUGGUCAGUGCUUUGCUGUGCCUCAACCUUUUUCACAGUGACUACCUACCUAGUGGACAUGCAGAGGUUCCGGUAUCCUGAAAGGCCCAUAAUCUUUCUGUCUGGCUGCUACACAAUGGUGUCUGUGGCCUACAUUGCUGGUUUUGUGCUGGGUGACAAGGUAGUGUGCAAUGAAAGCUUUUCAGAGGAUGGCUACAAAACUGUUGUACAAGGAACUAAGAAAGAAGGGUGCACCAUCCUAUUUAUGAUGCUAUACUUCUUCAGCAUGGCUAGCUCUAUUUGGUGGGUCAUCCUUUCUUUAACAUGGUUCUUGGCUGCUGGGAUGAAGUGGGGCCAUGAGGCAAUUGAAGCCAACUCGCAGUAUUUUCAUUUAGCAGCAUGGGCAGUGCCUGCUGUUAAAACUAUUACUAUUCUAGCUAUGGGGCAGAUAGAUGGAGACCUUCUCAGUGGGGUUUGCUUUGUGGGACUCAACAGCAUUGAUCCCCUGAGAGGGUUUGUAUUGGCACCUCUCUUUGUCUAUCUUUUCAUUGGAACCUCCUUCCUCCUGGCUGGAUUUGUAUCCCUCUUCAGGAUUAGAACAAUCAUGAAACAUGAUGGCACCAAGACAGAAAAACUUGAGAGGCUUAUGGUGAGAAUUGGGGUUUUCAGUGUCCUUUAUACUGUACCAGCAACAAUUGUCAUAGCAUGCUACUUUUAUGAACAGGCUUUUAGGGAGCAUUGGGAACGUAGCUGGGUGAGCCAAAACUGUAAGAGUUUGGCUAUCCCCUGUCCUCUUCAAUACACACCACGCAUGACCCCUGAUUUUACAGUAUAUAUGAUUAAAUAUCUGAUGACCCUGAUUGUUGGCAUCACCUCAGGCUUUUGGAUCUGGUCAGGAAAAACUCUUCAUUCAUGGAGAAAGUUCUAUACCCGGCUUACCAACAGCAAACAUGGGGAGACCACAGUGUGA